This is a messenger RNA of Folsomia candida, 2611 nucleotides long. Its product is annotated as EF-hand calcium-binding domain-containing protein 1. NCBI's taxonomy places the organism in Eukaryota, Metazoa, Arthropoda, Collembola, Entomobryomorpha, Isotomidae. The transcript is spliced from 9 exons. Gene Ontology annotation, molecular function: calcium ion binding. The coding region runs from base 1632 to 2453 and encodes 273 amino acids. The record is from RefSeq and is a predicted model, not a curated record.
CGAUAAGUUCUUUAUCCACGUAAAUAUUCGAGGGAGGAAAAUAUUCCACAACAGUCACACGACGGUUUCCUCAGUUUGUUACACAUUCAUGGCGGAGGAAUGAAUUGGAGCAAAUUGACAUACAGCAGGAACUUAACUUAAUGCUCUGUCAGUCAAGUGAUUUGCCUGCAAUAUUUAUUCACAAGCAGAAGUCGCAGAGUGGGUGUAAUGAGCUAUGCGACUGAAUAACUUUUGUCAACUGCCCACCCUUUGGGCAUUCACCGUUUAUGCUGAGAACACGUCCAACAAUUUCCUGCAGAUCCAGUCCACUAAUUAGUACAGUCCUUCCCAUUAUUUAUGCAACGGCUACACCUAUGAAUACUGCCAUUUAAAGACAGCAAAACCAUGACGGGAAUGUUUCCUACGUAGGUAUGCAGAUUCAUCAGGGCAUAACAUCAUCAUUUUGAGAGAGGGCAUUCUGCCAUGUGUCCUGUUUCCGAUGAGUUUUCUUACAUACGCAUGCAUACCACUAAAAUACGUAGGCAUCUAAUUGUUGUUUUUUGCAUAAUAAAGCCUUGAUAUUGGAACAAUUACAUAAUUCCCGCAUGUAUAUAUAUAUAUAUGUACAACACUUCAAUAAGUGCGAUAUUUCAGAUAUAAUAAGUAUGGAUGUCUAUAUCCUAUCGUCAUAUACAUACAUAUAUAUUUGUGUAGUAUGUAUGUGUGCACUGAUGACAACACGGUUGACGGUGCCUUUAGUUUCGUAAAAACUGCGGGGGUAAAAAAAUCCAACACACUUGGUUGACAGACCGGUCCCAGCAUUCCAUUAUUCCAUCGUCUGAAUUUCAUAGAUCGUUGAAUUUUGGCAAUGGGAUUCGUGUCUCAAAUUCAUGAAUAUGACGACGAAAUGCUUCAUAGCAAUGCUUUAAUUUCUUCUAGUAUGAAUAUUGCAUGAAUAUGACUGUGGCACUAUCCAAAAUUAGACAUGCACGGGUAGGUGCAAGUAUUAUGUUUAGAAAAAUAGUUUUAUUUUCAGUACCAUAAGUUUUAAAUUUUAUAAUUCGACAAACAAAUUCAACUAUAUUUUCAUUGUAAAGAAUAAGUUUAACGAUUCAAAGAGUAAAUUCAAUGUUAGGAGCGUUUUCAGAAUCCAGAGGAAUAAAUUAAAUUCUGUGCAUGCACUGUACAAAAUCUUAUAAGAGCUAAGGUGACCUCGGAACACUGUCCGAAAGGUUUUCCAACACUAACAUCGGGUUUUCUAAGUGACUAUUUUGAAGUAUUCUAUUACGAAUUUAUGUCGUGUAAAAUAAAAUAGUACACAAUUCAUGGUGAAAGUGGCAUCAUUUUAUUUUUGCAUGCAAUCUGUACUGGACCAAUACCGAUUGAAUUCCCUAGUAUUGUAGUGCAAUGCCAAUGUUCCUAAGAUACCAAAAGUCAAGCAAUCGUGUAGUAAAAGGUAACUUUUAUCAUGCCACUGAAUUUGACUACUGAAUCCAGCAAUAUCAUUUCCGAUCUAUAGUCAUCCCCACUCCAUGGAUCAACAAGAAACCCCACGAUACAUUUGAAUUACUCAUCGGCAUUGAAUUAGUCAAAUUAUCUACAUUAAAUUAAAAGUCAGACUGAAAUUGUUUUUUACGCAAAAUAAACUAAUCAUGAGCGAACGAAUUGGCAAACAGAAAAACACACUUGAAGUUGCUCAAAAGUUGUCAACAAAGACGAGAUUCUCCACCGACGAGUGUCGGUCAUUACUUACUAUUCAUCAACGUAUUGCUGCUCUCGGAAAAGUGGAUCGAUUGCGAUUUCGAGAAGUUUUACACACUGCAUUUGAUAUCACGGAUGACGUGAUGUUGGACAGAGUUUAUCGGGUGUUUGACAAAGAUAACGACGGAAUUAUCAGUGACCAUGAGUGGGUUGAGGGGGUGUCCUUGCUUUGUCGUGGCACACCAGACCAACUUAUAGACUUUUGCUACAUGGUUUAUGAUAUCAACGGAGAUAAAUCAUUGGCACGAGAAGAGUUAUCUCACUGUCUGAAGGGGGGUUUAGUCCCAUAUGCGGGUGUCAUGAACGGAGAUGAAAUUGAGGAAGCUAUGCGCGAAAUUGUUGAGAUUGGCAUGAAGAAGUUAGAUCGGGACAAGGAUGGCCAAAUCACUCAGCCUGAUUUCACAAACGCCUGCUACUAUGAUCCCCUUCUGCUUCAAUCUAUUGGACCUUGUCUUCCUCCAGCAAGAUCAUUGGCUGCAUUUAUGGCAAUCUUUACUGAAAAUUACCGCUCAUAUUCAACAGAGUGGAAUGAUGAAUGGAAAGAACAACAACGAAGAGUUGAACUUGGUGAGAAUCCACUGCAAAUUGAUCGGACGUUUUCAAAGGACAAAACGAGUACGAGCAGUGUAUUGGUGGUCGGACGCUCUGGAGCAAAAUCAAAACCUCAAAAAAGCAAAGGAAGGAAAAAAUCGAUGUCAAAAAAUUAUAAGUAAUGAAAAGCUUCCUAAUUUACGACUUCUACUUCCAAAUCAAGAGUGACGAUCAUUCAUGACGAAAUAUGCACAAAAUAUGCACUACAAAUUAUUGUACAUAAUAUGGAACGCAAUGUUAAUGACGGCAAAAUGAAUACAUGUUUGUGCGUUUUAAAUAG